This is a messenger RNA of Eucalyptus grandis, 2636 nucleotides long. Its product is annotated as cytochrome c1-2, heme protein, mitochondrial. Bases 1459 to 2388 code for a protein of 309 amino acids. Gene Ontology annotation, biological process: mitochondrial electron transport, ubiquinol to cytochrome c. The transcript has 11 exons. Lineage: Eukaryota; Viridiplantae; Streptophyta; Magnoliopsida; Myrtales; Myrtaceae. Gene Ontology annotation, molecular function: electron transfer activity; heme binding. The record is from RefSeq and is a predicted model, not a curated record.
CCAAAAACAGACGCUGAAUCGUCUCUUUUCUUUUUACUGUCGUCGCUCUUCAUCGCGCUGUUGAUGGCUCGAUUCCGGAUCAGUCGGAUUUUGGAUUUCGCACCGCUUGCUUCGAUGGAAAACGGCAUGGCGGGACCCGAUUUGGGAGGUAAUUCGUUGUUGAGGAACCAAGAGCUCUUUCGGGGCUAUCUUGAUACGGAGGGAAUUCGAAAGGACACUCGUAUAAAGUGUUGGGGAGGAUGAUGGUUGAAAAUGUAAGGCUUCCCAGAGACUAUUGCCAUAGCUCGUUCACCGCAGUUGGUGAAUCUGAGGGAUCUGGUACGUCAGGACGUAUCAACAUGGAGUUUACUGUGUCAGAGGAUCCUAGUGGUCCAGCCAAGAAAUGCAUCAGCUUGAAAUAGAGAGGUUUGGUUUUUUGUAACCUUAGAUGUCCUUCCUCUAUCAAACAUGUCACCUUCUGAAAAGAUUUGAUACAUCGGUUGAGGCUAGAACUUGAACAGAUCCGAAUUCUUGAGAAGAAAAUUGAGUCCCAGAGAGCAACUGGGGCUACAUUGUUGUCGUCUAGUGAUAUUCUAAGAUGCAGCAAUGGGUUGCUGGCUGCUGCUGCUGCUGCUAGGAAAUCACCUGCGAAGACUUCUGGGCUGGGAAAGAAAGUAAAUGCACCUGAUGAAAAGGUCCGUGGUUGGAAUCGCAGUGCAACAGGAAAGUUUGAGUCAGUGAAGCAGGCUCCAGCUCCAAGGGUUGCCAAUGCAACGUUGAUGAAAGAUUGUGAGACCCUUUUAAAUCGUGUGAUGUCCCGUCAGUACGGUUGGGUUUUUAAUAAACCUGUUGAUGUGAAGGCAUUGAACAUUCUCGACUAUUUCAUUGUGAAAAGAAACUUGUGGUCGGCAGACCACAACCAUCAUCAACAAAAUCAGCUCCCCACCUGAGGAGGUAAAAGCAGCCAAGUCGACAUCUCUCCUUAGAAAGAGGAAAAUUUCGAGUCGACAAGAUGUUAUGCCUGCAGCUUUUCUGCAGGGAAUGACAGAUGAAGAAGCAUAAACUAAGCCAGGAAUUGGAGUCUUUGCUGGGAGAAAUGCCUGAAAACAUUAUUGAUUUCUUGAGAGAGCAUAGUUCAAAUGGAAGGGAAUCUGUAGAGGAGGAGAUUGAGAUUGACAUAGAUGAUCUCAGCAAUGAUGUUCUUUCCACAUUAAGGAAUCUGCUAGAUGAGUAUCUGCAAGAGAAACAGAAGAAGCAGGCAUGCGCUGAACCUUGUGAAAUAGAGGUCCAGGUCCAAUUCCCAGGGGAACUACGCCGGUGCAUAGUCCUGGGGCUUUAGGGUUGGUGCAAGUCGGACCAACCCUGCAGAUAUUUUUCCAAACCCUAGGUGCAGUCUCUUCAUUUUCUCUCCACUCAUUUGAACUCAAUUGUGCUUUUCUUCUGGGAUUUGAGGCAAGCAGGAAACUUAUCUGACCUGAAAUGGCUGGGGGAAGAUUUGUUCACAAGCUUUUGAGGAGAAAACUUCAGUCUCACUUCAAGGUUUCUAUGUCAUUGGCCCAGCGUUUCUCAAAGGAAAGUGCAAUUAAUGCUGGAAGUGUAAGCGCAUUGAGAGCAUUUGCAUUGCUCGGCGCAGGUGUUUCAGGAUUAUUGAGCUUUUCAACACUUUCUGCGUCUGCUGAUGAGGCAGAACAUGGUUUAGAGUGUCCAAGCUAUCCCUGGCCUCACAAAGGCAUUCUGAGUUCUUACGACCAUGCAUCUAUCCGCCGUGGUCACCAGGUUUUCCAGCAAGCCUGUGCAUCUUGUCAUUCGAUGUCUCUUGUAUCAUUCCAUGAUCAUGUGGGAGUUGCUUAUGCGAAAGAGGAGGUCAAAGCUAUGGCAGCUGAGAUCAUGGUAGUUGAUGGGCCUAAUAAUGAGGGUGAGAUGUUUACUCGUCCUGGGAAGCAAAGUGAUCAAUUUCCUCAGUCCUAUGCAAAUGAAGCAGCAGCUAGAUCUGCUAAUGGAGGGGCCUAUCCUCCUGAUUUAAGCCUAAUCACUAAAGCUCGUCACAACAGUCAAAAUUAUGUAUUUUCACUGGCUGGUUACCGUGAUCCUCCAGCUGGCAUUGCCAUAAGAGAGGGGCUGCACUACAAUCCCUAUUUUCCUGGUGGAGUGAUUGCAAUGCCGAAAAUGCUCAAUGAUGGUGCUGUCAAGUAUGAUGAUGGUACCCCAGCAACAGAAUCUCAGCAGAUGGGGAAAGAUGUUCUGACAUUCUUAUCAUGGGCUGCAGAACCUGAAAUGGAAGAGAGAAAUCUGGUGGGAUUCAAGUGGAUAUUGGUAUUGUCAUUGGCACUGCUACAAGCUGCUAAUUAUAGGCGCUUGAAGUGGCCGGUGCUCAAAUCGCGGAAAUUGGUUUUGGAUGUGGUGAAGUAGCAUCUGUCCUCAUAAAUGGCUAUCCUACUUGUCGGUGGGCUGAACAUCGAAUAAAUGUCCCAUCGAAUGAAUGGUUUCUUCCCUUCUUUUUUAUUCGAAUUUUUGUCAAAUUGAUAAUUUAAUCUUGUCAUGGAGCUAGAUGCGAAUGUCUAGAACCCAGUUUGGAAAUAAGCCCAUCCUGGAUACUUUGAGGUUUGAGAGGUAUCGACUUUUGAUGACUCCUAUUUUCAUUUACUGCUAGAAAGCAA